CCGUUCUUCCGCAUAGCCUCUUGGAACAUGUAGUCCGUUAUGAAUAACGGCUCUGCUCGGUUUUCCGUUCAUUUCUCACCCUUCUACUUUGGGCCACCCAGGAGGAAGGGCCGUGCUCCAGCUAACGCGAGGCUGCAUGAUUCGAGGGCUCACUUGCGGAUGUGAAUGCCCGGCGGAGAGAGGCGCUCAGGAAAGGACAGAAUUAUAUUUGUGACCAAAGAAGACCAUGAAACACCAAGCAGUGCUGAACUGGUGGCUGAUGAUCCCAAUGAUCCUUAUGAAGAUCAUGGUUUGAUAUUGCCCAACGGAGAUAUCAACUGGAAUUGCCCAUGUCUUGGUGGAAUGGCUAGUGGUCCUUGUGGGGAACAAUUCAAGUCAGCAUUUUCCUGUUUUCAUUAUAGCAAGGAAGAAAUUAAGGGCUCAGAUUGUGUGGACCAAUUUCGUGCAAUGCAAGAAUGUAUGCAGAAAUACCCGGAUCUGUAUCCUCAAGAAGAUGAUGAUGAAGAUGAAGAUGAAGAAGAUAAUCAAAGCAAAGAUUUAGAAACUAGUCCCUCCAUUGGCAAAGAAAAGGAUGGGUCUAGCUAAUGAAUGCAUGUGGAGGCUGUGGUCUCCUUUCCAUAUUCAAAGACAUACAGACUUAGGCAGGGUAACUUCUCUCCUUUUUUUUUCCCUCUCCACCCCACUGAUCCGUCAAGGAAUGCACUUCUGUAUACUGUAUCAUGUGAAAUAACUUACUGCGAAGAAGAAACCUCAGCCGCAUGGUUUUAAUAAAGAAAUAU
Molecule: messenger RNA, 779 nt
Organism: Python bivittatus (Burmese python)
Lineage: Eukaryota; Metazoa; Chordata; Lepidosauria; Squamata; Pythonidae
Source: RefSeq, a predicted model, not a curated record